Messenger RNA from Bufo gargarizans (Asiatic toad), 1320 nucleotides. Its product is annotated as gastrula zinc finger protein XlCGF17.1-like. Gene Ontology annotation, biological process: regulation of transcription by RNA polymerase II. Gene Ontology annotation, cellular component: nucleus. Gene Ontology annotation, molecular function: DNA-binding transcription factor activity, RNA polymerase II-specific; RNA polymerase II transcription regulatory region sequence-specific DNA binding. The record is from RefSeq and is a predicted model, not a curated record. The transcript is spliced from 2 exons. NCBI's taxonomy places the organism in Eukaryota, Metazoa, Chordata, Amphibia, Anura, Bufonidae. The coding region runs from base 82 to 1113 and encodes 343 amino acids.
GGCGAUCCCCUGUGUAAGAGUGAGGUGGAGGAGGACAUUCCAGGAGAUGUCACCACAGAUAAUCCCUCUGACGGAAACUUCAUGUUAUCACUAAGUUAUGAAGCAGAAAAUAAAGAUAUCAUGCAGCGCUCUUCAGGAGAAAACUUAAUUAACAUUAAUUUACAUCCAGGACUUUACAGUACAGAUCUGUCAUAUAAUCCGGAACCUUCUUCUCGCCAAUCACAGAUUGUUACCCCAAAUACAGUUCAUAAAGGGGGUGAAAGAUUUCAAUAUCAUAUUGGGGAAAAGUCAUACACCUGUUCAGAAUGUGGAAAGUGCUUCAUUUUUAAAGCUAAACUUAGGGAUCAUAAGAGAAUUCACUCGGGAGAGAAACCAUAUUCAUGUCUAGAAUGUGGGAAAUGCUUUGCAAAUAAAUCAAAUCUUCUUAGACAUGAGAAAAGUCACACAGGAGAGAAACCAUAUUCAUGUUCAGAAUGUGGGAAAUGUUUUAUUACUAAACCCAAACUUAGAGACCAUCAGAAAAUUCACACAGGAGAGAAACCAUAUUCAUGUUCAGAAUGUGGGAAAUGUUUUAUUACUAAACCCAAACUUAGAGACCAUCAGAAAAUUCACACAGGAGAGAAACCGUAUUCAUGUUCAGAAUGUGGCAAAGGUUUUAUUACUAAACCCAAACUUAGAAACCAUCAGAGAAGUCACACAGGAGAUAAACCUUAUUCUUGUCCAGAAUGUGGGAAAUGUUUUAUUUUCAAAGCCAAUUUUGAAGACCACCAGAGAAUUCACACAGGAGAAAAACCAUAUUCAUGUUCAGAGUGUGGGAAAGGUUUUAUUAUUAAAGCCAGUCUUAAAGAUCAUCAGAGGAUUCACACAGGAGAAAAACCAUAUUCCUGUUCAGAAUGUGGAAAGGGUUUUAUUAGUAAAGCCAGUUUUAAAUACCAUCAGAGAAGUCACACAGGUGAUAAACCAUAUUCAUGCCCAGAAUGUAUGAAGUGUUUCGCAGAGAAAUCAAGUCUUGUUAGACAUAAGAGAAUUCACACAGGAGAUGAAUUGUAUGUUCAGAAUGUGAGAAAUGUUUUAUUACUAAAACCAUCCUUAGAGACCAUCAGAGAUUUGUAAACUCAAAAUAUAUUUGCCUCAUAUUUAUCAUUGUAUCAUAGUUUAUGUAUAGAUAUUGCAUUUUGUGUGCUGUUAUGGUCUGUUUUUCUCUGUAAUUAAAGCUAUGUACAUCUGUGUAUCUGUUUUCUCCUAUCAUGCAGGAUGUGUUUAUCAUUUUUGUGUCUGGGAUUUUUGUCUCAGUAGUUAUUGGAGGUCUGGCCACCUCCA